This is a messenger RNA of Anguilla anguilla (European eel), 4218 nucleotides long. RefSeq names its product neurturin-like. Gene Ontology annotation, molecular function: growth factor activity; glial cell-derived neurotrophic factor receptor binding; receptor tyrosine kinase binding. The coding region runs from base 419 to 1075 and encodes 218 amino acids. The transcript is spliced from 3 exons. The record is from RefSeq and is a predicted model, not a curated record. Lineage: Eukaryota; Metazoa; Chordata; Actinopteri; Anguilliformes; Anguillidae.
GUGAGUUUGCAAAGAGCCUAAAAGACUUCAAGUCGGUUUGUUUUUCUUUUGUUAUUCAAGGAAGCGUGCUGUUCAAAUAUGAAGCUAUUUCUGAAGAAACCGAUCACUUCAAAGCAAGAUGGGAAUCUCCGGCUGCUUUUGACACGACGGCUCCUGGACGUGUGAUAGCUUUCAAUAGGUCUUAAGAUGCAGCCGUGUUUUGAGGGAUAGUGUCAACACUCCCUGAUCACUUGGUUCUUGAUGUAUGGAUGACCAGAGCAGAGGGAGAGCACACAAGCCACUCUUUUUUCACCUCUCUCUGCUCCUGCUGUUGGAAUAUCGACAUAGCCUUUACCUGCAGGUCACCCGAGGAGUGAGACACGCAGACUAGUCUGGAUAAGCCGGGCGAACGAGUUUCAAUGCUCUUACUCAUUCUAAGAUGAAGUUAUGGAAGUGUGCCGCCCUCGCCGUGAUGCUCUGUGGUGCAGCACUGUCCCUCUUCCUCACUAGAAUCAUGGUUCCCUCAAGGGCUCGACGGCUUCAUCCCGCGUCGUUCGCAACGCAGCCGCCGUCGUCGCCCUCUUCUUCAGACUCCGCCUCCUCCCUGACGGACAGGCACCACCGGACGGCCAGAGCUGCGGAGGGCAUGAACUCUCUCCUUUCAGAACUCUCGCACGUGUUCCAGAGCUUCACAGAAGGAGAGCUAAAGCAAAUUAUUGCAGCAUUUGUGGACAAGAAGGCAAGGAGAGACAUUCUGGAUGCCAGCCAGAUCAAGAGGACUAAGCGAGCCAGAAAGAGACAAAAUUCUUGUUCACUCAAGCAUAAGGUGGUCACAGUAAGUCAGCUGGGCCUGGGCCAUGACAGCAAUGAGGAACUACGGUUUCAAUACUGCAGCGGGAGGUGCAUGGGGCAGAGAAAAAACUACGACGUGGCAUUAAAUACAAUGAGAAAGAAUGGCGUUAUCGAAAAUGCAAAAGCCCGACACAAACCCUGUUGCCGUCCAACCGUGUACGAUGACAUUUCAUUCUUUGAUGACAUGAACUUCAAAUAUUACACCCUCCGCAACUUGACUGCCCGGGAAUGUGGCUGUGUAUAGUGUAUAAAGCACAGCUAUGUGUCUUAUCAGCAUGGAAGCCACAAGAUCAUUUGGGGAGCAUAACCGACUCCAUGCUUGCCUGAAACAUUUGGAGACACAACCCCCAGCUUUUCGCAAAUGUCAAGAGACGAGAAGAAAUUGGAGGAAUUAACAAACUUUUAUUUCUUUUAGGUGUGAGCUCACAUUUGUUACACUGUGUCCAUGUUUCAGUCGUUACCUUAAACUAUUACUUGUCUACAGCAGAGAAUGACAACGGAAUGCGAACAUUGCCUGUCCUAUUUCUGCAACUGUCUUAGAGAAAAAUACACUGUAUGAUUAAUUUAUCAAAAUAAGUAAUUACUGGUAAAGCUGCCUAUUACCUGCUUGUCUUGUUGCAAACAUUUAAACAUUCAUAUAUUUAAAAAUAGUAUUUCAUGAAUGGGAUGGAGUUAUCAGGCUAGUUCUUGAAAUCCAAAAUUAUGUUACAGACAGUUCCAUCUUCAUUUAUUUUCUGAACAUCGAAGUCUCUAGCCUUCAGUUAAUCAACUGUAAAAAUCUACCUCAUUUUUUUUGACCAAAACAUAUAAAGCUCAAUACCCAUACCACAAGGAAAUGGACACCUCAUUUUGCUGCUUUUCAAAACCCCCUCAGAGGAAGAGGUGUAAUUGAGGUAAAAGUGUUCCUCAUUGCAACACCCAUGCUAGAGAGCUUUGAAGAAAUAUUUGUUGGACUGAACUUGAGUAAAAUAUAAAGCACCAUCCAACAAAGACGCUGACUUCAGCUGUCACAUUGCAUACAAUUCCUUGUAUGGUUCUUUCAGAACUUGACUAGCUUGUAUAUACAAUACUACUUGAAGGAAGAUGGGAUUUUAAGAGAAUGUUGUACAUUAAAACGAUAAUCCUCUGCUGUUGUGGCCCUGAAAGCUUUGCCAAACCUCUCCACUAAUACUAUAAAGAAAUGUCUGUCUUACUCUAGCAUAUUUGUUCAGUGCAACCCAGGGUUGUACUUCAGAACCUUCCUUUCAUUUCCACAUUCAAGACAGAGGAACAUAACAAUUUGUGUGACAGUAUAAGGCCAACUGUGUGUUUUCCAUCACCUGACCUAGAAGCCACUGAAACGUAUACAGUACUCAAUUGCAGUAUAUGAUGCAUACUUCCAGCAUCCCCAAACACAAUGAUGCUCUGUAUGUCUGACCAUAUAACUAAGCCAAAGAAAAAUUAUAUGUCUUACCACACUAGACUGUAAUUAUACAUUUUACUGUAAAAGAUACCGUUCCUGUAAACAGCCGAAAGCCUAUAUACUGUGUGUAUGUGUGUGUACGCACAAACAUGUAAACAUAUAUAUCUACAGUGCUGGUCAAAUGCACACAUCUCUUAGAGACAUUUCAGUAAGCAUGUUGCUUUUAAUGUUGGCUUUUUUUGUUAUUUUGGAUUGAUUUAAGCAAUCACUGUUAUACUGUAGGCUGACCUGUCCACAGAGCACCAUAAACAAACCGAAGCAAAGAAAAAAUAGUGAAAAAAUAAAUAUAAAACUAAAUUCAAAAUUGCCAUUUGCAAUGUGACAUAACCCAGCCAUCUAAACAAGACAUAUUUAUCUUUAUGUUUUUCCCCACUGGAAGUGUGUUAAGUAAAUCCAGAAAACUUCACAUUACUGGACCUUUAUAAAGCAAAGCACAUUGCAACAUCAAAGAUUAGACAAAUUAAACAACCAUAUUCAAUAGUUAGGAUUGCAAAUUAAAAGUAAGCAUUCUACUGUAAAUAUGACUGAAACCAGAUUUUUGCCUCAGUGAAGUAAAUGUUUUAUCCUGACUUAGCCGCCACAAAUCCGAAACGUUUGCACAAAGCCCAUAAUAGACUAUUCUAAUCCACUUAGCUCCUUUAUAACUGACUUGUCCAAAAAAGACUGCGCACUAGAGGCAUAGCACACCACAUAGUAGAAAAACUAUCUAUUUAUAGUCACGGAUUAAGGUAAAUUAGUGAAGAAGAAGGUUCUACUUAAAGUGAACUCAUGAAACUGACAGCAACAGAUACACUAUAAAUCAGCAACAAACAAAAAACAGACAAAAUAAAUAUGCUACAUAUAUGAUCCAGGCUGGAUAAAAUGUGGGGUUAAAAUGUAAACGUAUGUCAAACUAUCAUAGCAGCAUGUAAAACAACAAUUCUGAAUGAGUAUUGAAAAAAGGUAUUGGGAUACUGUACACUCCACUGUUCAGAUAUUGAAAACAAAUUGAAUAAGACGAUUAAAUAUUUAUAUUAAACAGUCUCUCUUCCUGCAAAUGCUUUUAACCUGCAUGAUCUUCUGUAGGAUGCAGAUGUUGGUUGAUUAUUGUUACAUUUAUUAUUCACGAACCCAGUUCAGUCUGAAUUUGUAUUUUGUCUAUUGCAUUGUUUCUGCUCAGGAAUCAUUCAACUGAGUCCAUCAGUUUCUGAGAGAGAAUGCCCCAUACAAUGAUUAGGGCCUUGUAGAGACCUCUUAAGUUAAGUCCAAUCAAGUAAUUAGAGCAAUGAGGUAGUUAAAGUCAUGGGCUGGACAUAAGCCAAGAGACACUAGGCUCACCACGACCAUACGUUUUUAAAGCUCACGCUAGUGUUUCUCAGCCACGGUCCUGAAAACCUACUGUUCUGGAUUUCAUCUCUUUGAGAGUUAUUGAUGGUUGGGUCCUUGCAAAAUAAACAUGUUGCCAGAGCUGUAUUUACAGUAAUACAAUGGAAAGAGUAAAUAUUCUUCUUCCACUUAUUACAAUGGAUUAUAUACCUUUAAAUAAAUUUGGUAUACAUAAUAUUCCUUGCAGCUAAGCAACCAAAACCAAGUGGCUACUCAGGAUGGUGUUUGAGAAAUCCUGGUUGGUACUACAAAUCAGAGGGUUGUACUUUUUAUUAAUGAGUAAAGACAUAGAGGCCACAUAAUCCAGGAUUAUGUUCAUUAUUUAAUAUCUGAAAGUCAUAUGGGAGAGAACCAUUCAAAUUCAUAAUGUAAAAAAUCAGAUUUUUACAAACCUGUGCAAGAAAUGUGUGUGAUGUGCUUUUUCCAGGCAUGCAAUAGGAAAAGCAUGGUUGUGGAAUGUGACAAACUCUCCACCAUUGUGGAAAAUCACCUCUUUUGAUGACUGGAGUAUUUCAACAUGCCUCUUAAAGAAGAGUUUUGGUAAAGUUAAAAAGUUCAAA